AUGAUCGCGCUCGCGCUCGUCAUCGCCCUGUUGAACGCGCUCGCCGGCCGGCCCGGCGUCCACGCCAGCCUGCACUGUGCAAUGCGCCGAGAGAUCUCCCCCUGCACGUGCCGCCGCGAGGACCUGGGCACCGGAGCCAUCCUCGUCAUCUGCCAGCGCAUCAGUACCUACGAGGACAUCGCGCGAGCCCUCACCAAUAAAUUCAGCCCUGAGACCAAAAUCGGCCUCGACAUCUCCUACUCUCAGCUGCCGGACUUCGCCGACCACAGCUUCCGUGAGCUCGGCCUGUCCAUCACCAGGCUCAAACUCAAUUUCGACAAUCUAAGUGAACUGAAGGAGAGCGUGUUCGCGAAGCUGGAUCUUGUGGACUACUUCAGCUUAGCGGACAAUUCCUUGACCGAAAUGCCCCGGCACGUGCUUCGACAUUUGCCGCAUAUUAAGACGUUGGAUCUCUGUCGAAAUAAAAUCACUAAAUUAUCGGAAGAGGACUUUAAAGAUAUUCAAGAGGUUGAAAACUUAGUUGUAGCUGACAACCAGAUUUCCAAAAUAGAAAGGCAUGCUCUACCGAAACCUUUAAAGCAUGUACACUUAGGAAUCAAUAAAUUAAAUUCUUUAAAUGGAGCUCUUCGAGAACUCGAUGAUUUGGAAUGGAUUUUUAUAAAUGCAAAUCAUUUAAAAUCUAUAGAAAACGAGCUACCAGUGAAAGCGAAGAAAAUUGUUUUAAUACAUGCUGCCCAUAAUGAGUUGCAAAGCUUACCCCAAGAUCUAAGACAGAUGCCUUCUUUAGAAUCUUUGUACUUUUACGACAACAGUAUUAAAUCUCUUGAUGGUGCUUUGCAAAAAUCUACAAGGCUUAUGAGGAUAGGCCUCUCAUUUAAUAAAAUCGAAUCUCUAGCUGAAGAUGAAUUUGCGGAAGCAGAUAUUUUGGCAGAUUUAGAUAUUGCUUACAAUCAACUAAGGUCCUUAAACGGUUCCUUGAGAAGUCUUAAAUCAUUGCGCUAUUUAAACCUAACUCAUAAUUGUUUAACCGAAUUUUCUCUACAAGAAAUUAAGGGUCUCAAGAGGUUAUCUGUGAUAGAUCUCUCACAUAAUAAGAUAAGUCGUAUUACGGGAAAUAUUGAGAAUCUAGUCGAUGUCGAGACACGAGUAUUGGAGUUGCGGUUAGAUCAUAACCAUAUUAUUAGUUUAGGAGGAGCGUUGAUGGGCCUUCAUGGUCUUCUACGGCUUAAUUUGAGCCAUAAUCAAAUACAGCAAAUAUUGCCUGAAGAUCUUAUAGGAUUAGAAGAUCUAAGACUGCUUGAUAUUUCUCAUAAUCAUAUCACAUCUUUGGAAGAAACUUCAAAGACGUUUUUGCCUUCUCUGGAAGAUCUUAUCGCCCACCAUAACAACAUUACAUUACUGGACAAAGACUUUCAUGGAUUGCCUUCUCUAUGUUUUGCUGAUUUGUCCUACAAUAAAAUUGGCUCUGUAAAUUACGAAGUGGUGUCGAAAUCUAGAUGCACAAUUAAUGGAGUACCCAGUAUAUUGAAGAUUAAUCUUCAAGAUAAUCCUGUAUUAUGCGACGAACGAUUGUACGAGUUGUUGGCGGUUAUUGAAAAUUUAAAUGCUCGAGUGACGGGCUCCUCGACGUGUGUAGCCCCUCAGACCUCGGCCCCAGUCUUGAUGAGGGCACUGAAUGAUAUCGUGCCCGACACUCCCGUCAUCGUCGUCACUCGCAUGAGUACGGGGGUGCGAGUUCUAGAAGGGAGAGAAAUUCAGCCGUCACAGCUUGCAUAUCAACGCGUCGGUGCCUUGAUCGGGCACGUCCUGCCGGAGCAAGAAGGCGGGCUGCCAGUGCUGGUGGAGCCACCGGUCACGCUGCCGCCAGCCAGUUCUAACGUAGUAGUCAAGUGGCCGGACGCGCGAAGAGAGAAACCUCAUCCACUUGCAGACCAUCUCCAUCUACGCGACCUUAACUCCGCGCCGCAG
Molecule: messenger RNA, 1968 nt
Organism: Brenthis ino (lesser marbled fritillary)
Lineage: Eukaryota; Metazoa; Arthropoda; Insecta; Lepidoptera; Nymphalidae
Source: the annotation of a GenBank genome assembly